GCCCGUUCAGUUCUGGCUGCAAAGACCCGCUCCACCCCCCGGGAGAGGGCCUCCACGACUCCCCAGUAUCCUGGCUAAAACCUGGCGGGGGCUUGACGAUCAGGGGAGAGAACCAUCUGCUGUUCUUCCUCGGGCUGAUACAGAAGAUGCCUGCAGACAGUAAAAGUAUCCUGGCAGCGGAGAGCGAGGAGAGAACCCAUGCGGUUCCAGGUCACGGGCAGUGCUGUGGAGACAUGCUCUCUGGGCAGGAGGAGACAGUACCCUUGGGAACCUCUCAGGAGUCAACACUUGUUAAGGCAGAGCCAGAAGAACCACACCCUGAGGGGGCAUCACUGGAGGACAGGGCUCUAGGAACUCAGGGCUGGAUGCCCCGGAGUCCUGGCUCUAAGGAGAAAGCCCUGUUCCUGCCCAGUGGAGUUCUUCCCUUAACCUGGAUUCCUGUACUUUCCCGAGCCGGAAGGACCAGAGAACAGCAGGUGGCUGCAGCUCUCCUCGCUGCCUGGUCCCAGAUGCCGGUGACCUUUGAGGAUGUGGCUCUGUACCUCUCCCGGAAGGAGUGGGGAAGGCUGGACCACACACACCAACAUUUCUACAGGGAUGCAGUACAGGAAAAAAGUGGCCUGGCUUUGGGGUUUCCGUUUAGCAGACCUUUCUGGGUCCCCCAAGUUCAGGGGAAGGGCGAGGUGGCAAGUUCCAGCAGACCAACAGGAGCUGAGGAGAGGCGAGGCCUUGGCUCAGGAGCUGUGGAAAUGGGGAAGUUGGUACCAACCCUAGCCAUGGCAGCCCUAGGGGAUGAGAAACCCUUAAGGACCAGGGCCAGGUGGGCUCCAGGGGAAGAGCCACGGUGUGGUCAGCAAGUGGCUAGCGGCCUAGAUGCAAAGAUGACCAGAGACGCUGGAGAAGCCAGGCAACCAAAGCCAUCCCCACCCAACACAUAUCCUCUCAAGACCCCAAAGGACGGCGGUCCAGAGAAGCCCAGUGAGGAGGAGGGUGUCCUGGAAAGUGGCGAGGAGGGUCUGGUCCCUGACGGUGGAACAGGCAAGAUGUACACGUGCACACAAUGCGGCAAGGGCUUCAGCUGGCACUCGCACCUGGUGACGCACCGGCGCACGCACACCGGUGAGAAGCCCUAUACCUGCACCGACUGCGGCAAGCGCUUCGGCCGCAGCUCACACCUCAUCCAGCAUCAGAUCAUCCACACGGGCGAGAAGCCCUACACCUGCCCCUCAUGUUGGAAGAGCUUCAGCCACCACUCCACACUGAUCCAACACCAGCGUAUCCACACCGGUGAGAAACCCUACGUGUGCGACCACUGUGCCAAGCGCUUCACCCGCCGCUCGGACCUAGUCACACACCAGGGCACGCACACCGGCGCCAAGCCGCACAAGUGCCCUAUCUGCGGCAAAUGCUUCACUCAGAGCUCUGCUCUGGUCACACACCAGCGCACCCACACCGGCAUCAAGCCCUACCCGUGCCCGGAGUGCGGCAAGUGCUUCAGCCAGCGCUCCAACCUCAUCGCGCACAAUCGCACACACACGGGCGAGAAGCCAUACCACUGCCUUGACUGCGGCAAGAGCUUCAGCCAUAGCUCGCACCUCACUGCCCACCAGCGCACCCACCGCGGUGUGCGGCCCUAUUCCUGCCCACUCUGUGGCAAGAGCUUCAGCCGCCGCUCCAACCUGCACCGGCAUGAGAAGAUCCACACGACCGGACCCAAGGCUCUAGCCAUGCUCAUGCUGGGGGCGGCGGCGGCGGCAGGGGCGCUCACUGCACCCCCAUCUGCUCCCACUUAGAAGCCAAAGAGCGAGCAAGCAGGGAGAACACCCAGGGAAGCUGGGUCAGUUCUCGCUGGUGCUAGGACACUGCGUCCUCGCCAGUAGGAUGGACAAGGGUGAGGGCGGGAAGCUGUAAGGUGCCAUUGCUGGCACCAGGUGGGACAUGGUGAUGGGAGGAGAAGGGAAAGCACUCUAGCUGCAGAUUAAAGGCCCUGGAUUUCAAGCUGUGGCCUGUCGCUCUAUCUGCCCGGUUCUUAAGCCGAUCUCCGAGCAUCGGCAGCUCUUGGUUCUCUCAGGUGUCCCUGAGUCACCACUUUUGCCCUGGGAAGCCUCUCGUGCCUAACCUUGUCUCGGAUCAGGGACCAUUUGUCAGAGCUUUGGAGCCUGUCCUGGAACUAGCUCUUGUAGACCAGGCUGGCUUCGAACUCAUAGAGAUCCGCCUGCCUCUGCCUCCCGAGUACUGGGAUUAAAGGCGUGCGCCACCACCGCCCAGCCAUUGGGACAUUUUUUAGGAAAUUAGUUUUUGUGGUUGUUGUUGGUGUCUAUAUAUGUGUAUGCGUGGGGUGCGCAUGUGCCACGUUGCACCUGUGGAAGUCCAAGGACAGCUUUUACAAUUGGUUCUCUACCAUGUGGGCUCCAGAUAUGGAACUCAAGUUGUCAGGCUUGGUUGGCAGUAGAUGUGUUUUCCUGCUAAGACAUCUGAUUUUGUUUUUCGAGACCAAAUUUCAUGUAGGGUAGCUGGAAACAAUCUUUGUUACCGAUGCUCCUUGCCUCUACCUCCUAGGUACUUAGAUCAUAGGUGCAAACCACCCAGCUCAUCUUGGGACCAUAGGUCUGUAAACAAAGGCUCUGAGUUCAGCUUCCCAGCUGGAAGACAGCCAGUCACUUCUGAAAGUGGAGCCGGGGAAAGGGGGUCCCUUCAACUUGCAUCAUGUCACAAGGGACCUUGGCUCUCACUGAGCCCUAUCCUCUCCUUUGGCUUUCAUGUCGGGAACCUGGAGCAGGGAAACUCGUUUCCUGUCUACUGAAUUGGAUCACCUUCCUCGAGCUCCUGGCUAUUUUGUGGGUAUCUCUUCCAUUUGCUUAUGCUGGGGCCUGCCAGGGAAACCAAGAAGUCCUCACCAGGGACCACUCUCCCCUCUCAUGCCUUCUGCAGCUACUACCAACCCUGCUGCUCACUUCCUUGGGAUGUGCCAUUUAUAAUGUGUGGUACCUUCCCAUUUGGCUUUGAACAAAAGUUCUGAUUCUUAACCCCUGUGGCAUCCAUUCCAUCUGCUCCUUUCUGAACCCAGGGCCCAGCCUUAUCCUGCACUGUGGCUCAGCUGCCACGAGAACACUCAGCUCUGAUACCCAGAGAGGCCUCAGGGAACUGCAUGCUGUCUGCAGCUCUGGGUGGUGCCUACCUUCUAAGGGAAACAGUUCUGUAGCUUGAAUAGGAUACAGAGAAUAGUAACAAUGGCUGCCCAGGCUUGGACAGAGCCAGCGGAUCUGUUGUGUGUGUUGUCUACGUUACCUCUACUCUCUGGCAGGGUUUGCUGCCUCGGUUUUGUUUGUUUGUUUUAUUUGUCUGUUUCACGUGCAUUGGUGUUUUGUC
This is a messenger RNA of Microtus oregoni (creeping vole), 3369 nucleotides long. It is a transcript of the gene Znf205, whose product is annotated as zinc finger protein 205. The transcript is spliced from 7 exons. Bases 147 to 1793 code for a protein of 548 amino acids. NCBI's taxonomy places the organism in Eukaryota, Metazoa, Chordata, Mammalia, Rodentia, Cricetidae. Gene Ontology annotation, molecular function: RNA polymerase II cis-regulatory region sequence-specific DNA binding; DNA-binding transcription repressor activity, RNA polymerase II-specific. The record is from RefSeq and is a predicted model, not a curated record. Gene Ontology annotation, biological process: negative regulation of transcription by RNA polymerase II.